Messenger RNA from Pyrenophora tritici-repentis Pt-1C-BFP, 576 nucleotides. RefSeq lists its product as uncharacterized. The record is from RefSeq and is a predicted model, not a curated record. Lineage: Eukaryota; Fungi; Ascomycota; Dothideomycetes; Pleosporales; Pleosporaceae.
AUGUCGUCCAGCAAACUCAAUAUUCCGUACUUCCACGACGACAAGAAAGGCAAUGCGAUACCCUGCUCAAUAAGCAGACCGGAACUAGCUACCCAUAACAGUUGGCCAUUGUCAACCUACAACAGUGCCUCUAUGCAGCGCAGUUGGAACUUCACAAACCUGUCACCAUCGUCUCCAGAACCACGUACCCGACGCUCUCGACUUCAAUUACGGGACCGCCGGAGAGCCAAACGUACCCUACGUGCAUCGAACAAGAUAUCCCCGACUGCCUCUACAGUGCACGAGCGUGUGACUUCUCUGGAAACCAUCGGUCUCCAGCUCUCGUCUUUAUCGCUCAAGGUAUCGCCUACCUCCCAAUCAGUGGAGCAGCGAAACGGUAAUGCCACUUCUCCGAAAGCGCGAUGCGGCCGAGAAGCGACGGUUCACGGUCAGCGUUCCUUACCGAGCACCCCAUUUUUCCUGGGACCUGCCUCACUGGCGAACCCCGGCGAGGGUCUCGUGGGUUCUCAAAUUAGAGAUACGAGAAAUUCUAUGCAACUCAGCUUAUUAGCCCGGGAGAAGAUACCGCCCCUAUGA